Truncatella angustata is the source of this 2888-nucleotide messenger RNA. RefSeq lists its product as uncharacterized. The coding region runs from base 1 to 2394 and encodes 797 amino acids. The transcript has 3 exons. Gene Ontology annotation, cellular component: Set1C/COMPASS complex. Gene Ontology annotation, biological process: positive regulation of DNA-templated transcription. The record is from RefSeq and is a predicted model, not a curated record. Lineage: Eukaryota; Fungi; Ascomycota; Sordariomycetes; Amphisphaeriales; Sporocadaceae.
AUGCCAAGCGGCUACUCAAUGCUCGAUACGACAGUCAUGAAAAGGCCCGGCUGGAUACUGCGGAGGAGGGAGUUAGACUGUUCUUCCAGCUUGACCGACCUCGAGCAGAGAGGCUUGGGUAUACCAAACACUCGGCCUCCGACUCCCGGACAGACACCGACUUCAUUAGUUUUCCCGAGUCCCGUCUUCGAAACCCCUCGGAACAGUUCCUUCCCAGGUUUCUCGGCUGGUACGCCUCGAUUUGCAGACGAGUAUUCCGUAUUCAACACCACACCGGGCAAUCUUGCAGCUUCCCAGGGUCCCUUUGCAGAUAUCUCUGUCCCCUCUCCCUGCCAGUCUUCUACUGGGCAUAAGAGGUCACUCUUUGCCGGUGAUAUCGCUGCUCAAAUCGCAACUCAUGUCAACCACUUCUCGCCAAGUCCAAACCUUCCUUUGCCGCCUGUCGAUCCAUCCAGGCGAUUGCCAUCGUCACCAGGGCCCCUAGCGGCUGCUUUUAGCCAGGAAGAACGAACGCCCUCGUUUGGCUCGCAGGACCGCUCUAUUAAGAAGGUCAGGCAGAGCUUGGAGGAAGCUGAGGCUCAGCAGACAUUAACCCCGCCGCCUACGUCCCACAAAGGGGGCCGGAAGCUUGCCCCAAAACUACAAAUGAACACCAUGCAGAAUGAAGAUUACCCACCCGGGUUCGUGCUCAGCACGCCUCAGCAAGCUGGUAUGCCAAACUUCGUGACUACACCAACAGAUAUGUUUGGCUACCCCUUGUCGGCGCCCGCAACAGCUCCCGUCUUCCUCGACACUCACAAUUUCUGGGACAAUGAUACUAGUAUGAACGGGAUGGAAUAUGAUUUCAGCGCUGCCAGUGCCGCCAUGUUCCAGGCACAAGGCCAUAGACCAAUGAGCUCUCUGGACUGGGGAAGAACAAAUGAAAUGUUUCAGGAGACAGGCCUCAUGCCGCAAUUGCCUAUACAAACUCAGGAGAGCAAUAUGUCCAUGAGACGAGACCGGCCAUUGGCACCAAAACCGACGCCGUCAGCACCGCCAGUGCUUGAGUCAAACCAUCAGGACACGUCAAUGUUUGGGACUUCGUAUGUGGCGCCUCUGGAUAAUACGUUUGGCAUCAUGAAUCAAGGCGGAGGCGUAGAUCCUGGACUGUUGUUCAGCCGACCGCCCUCAUCAAAAGCAGAGCCAGUUACUUUCACCCAGGCAACACAGCCGCCAUCGGUGGUGCAACCGGGUCCGGUCCUGAUUGCUCCCAAGCCAAGUCGACCAUCGGAGAUCCGUCGCGGGUCGAGCGUCAAGGAGACCAGUGCCGGCAAGAGGCUGGAUCGGACCGCUGCAAGUUCUCCGAUCAAAUCUAUCGGUAGACCAGGCUUAUCUCGAAGCUUUAGUGAUAACAAAGGACGAAGAGCAGUUCCUCGAGCACUGCCAGCCCUCGCGCCUGCUGCCCGGCCAGUCGUGCAACAAACAAGCAGCAAGAGACCCGUGUCUCAAGGCUCUCGUAACGGGAGGACAUCGCCUCUGAAGAACCACCAUCGCUUGCCCAGCCUAGGCUCUAUUCCGGAAGCUGUGACGCCAAAAAUGAAGACUUCGGUGAAGUUCACCAUCGAUUCUCAUGGCCGAGCUCGCGCGGAGACCACAACGGUCACUCUUAGUGACGAUGAGGAUCCUACUCCGAGACCUAUCAGAGGUAGAAAAGAGGCAAGACCCGCUAGUAGAGGCUGGUCUUCGUCUGCCGAUGACGAAUCAUCAGAAGAUGACGACGAGAUUGUUAUUCCCAGUCGCAAUCAUUCAUUCGCUCUUCCAGACCCCAACAAGCCUACUUCUUCGAUUUCUCUUCAGUCUUUGCGACGGAGUUUCAGCGAGCAGACUAGCAGCAGCUUGGGAAUCUACGACAAUGAACCACCUUUAAGCGGUGGUGAUGCUGAUAGUGAGGCCGAAACCGAGGUGCAAGCACCACAAGGCAGCCGAGGCGAUGCUACUAGCGAAUUGAGGAAAGUAGUUCAGGAUCGCCAGAAGCGCGCUUUGAGCAGCUCUGGUCGACAUUUACCUAGACCGCGAAGCUCUGCCUCUACAAUAUCUCCUUCUUCAGUUUCGGAGGCAAGUAUUCCCACACCCUCAAGCCGGGGAGGAUCUAUUCGUUGUGUUUGCAGACGUAUUGAAGGCCCACGUCAUGGCGAUGGCUUCAUGAUACAAUGUGAAUCGUGCGAAAACUGGCUCCACGGCAAAUGCGCGAAUAUCAGCAGAGAUGAUGUUCCUAGCGUAUAUAUAUGUGCAUUCUGUGGUGAUACACCGAAUGCUCACGGCCUCCGGCGGCACACUGAAAAAAGCUCUAAUGGGCCUUCUAGCAAAUCCCACGCAUCGCCGCUGGCACAUAAAUCGUUGAAAUCAUUCAGGUGACGACAAAGUCAGCGCGCGUUGACGGCGCUGGUUUUUCUAGAAUUGCGGGAAAUGGAUUCUAUGCAUGGAACAAGGCGCAUUACAUAUAGAUAUACAGUACUGGCUGUCUGAACAGGAGCAACGUCUUAGCUUGGGGUUGAAGCAAACAUGGUACCCUAAUACGCUAACAGAUAAUGAUCAAUAACAAUGAGAAACGUUGGAUGAAUAAAGACCUUGCGAAUUGUUUCGGUUUUCAUGGUUGAGGAAGUCUCGUUUGCUUGGAAACAGUAACAGUUUAGAAUCGAGAGCCCAGUUCAGAGUUGGUCUAGACUAGGUUAAUCGAAACCCACAGCUAUAUCGAAUAGGAGGGCUGAGGGACCUUCAAAUGGUCAGCGUAGUCGGCUGGCCAGGACGAAGCAUUUGCAUCCACCUUCCGAAAAGACGGAUACCCGAGGCUUACAUUUGGGUCCGGACAUGGAAGCUUGACGUCGACAGCCAUGCGUAACCGGUUCAAC